This is a messenger RNA of Pseudozyma flocculosa PF-1, 4554 nucleotides long. RefSeq lists its product as uncharacterized. Lineage: Eukaryota; Fungi; Basidiomycota; Ustilaginomycetes; Ustilaginales; Ustilaginaceae. Gene Ontology annotation, molecular function: RNA-directed RNA polymerase activity. The transcript has 2 exons. Gene Ontology annotation, cellular component: nuclear RNA-directed RNA polymerase complex. The coding region runs from base 1 to 4554 and encodes 1517 amino acids. Gene Ontology annotation, biological process: siRNA processing. The record is from RefSeq and is a predicted model, not a curated record.
AUGCAAAGGACGCCUCGAUCCACCCUCGAUCAGCUCAGGAAGUUCCACGCCAUCUCCUCGGCGAGGGAAGCUGCCCUCCUCGCCCUUCUCUCCGGAGACGAUCAGGCCACAAAGCACGAAUUCUUCGCUCUCCUCAAAACCCUCCAGAGGGACCUCUUACCGCUCUCCGACGACGAGGAAAAGGCCGCUCCGCGCAGGCGCUUCGAUGCCGGCCUCGCGACCCUCCUGUACCGAUCCAGACUGGACGAGCAGCCCUCCCGCAUCGACGCCUCGCGCGCACCUCCUUCCAAGACGCCUAGUCCGCCUUCCAGCUCGUCAUCGAAGCUCACAUCGACGACGGCUGUAAUCACAAGCUGCACCGCCAGCUCUGCCUCCAACAAGCGCCGCUCGCCGUCGACGCCGUACGACGAUUCGUCCCCCGGCUCCGAGCUCGAAGUCUCGCCAGGCAAGCGGAUCCGCACCCUUGAUCAACGCACCUUGCCGGCACGCUCUCCUUCGCCGACCGACAAGCGCGGAACCGCUGCUCGCCUCCUAGCCAGCCGCGGCUCGUUUGCCGCGCGCGGCAGGCCGCAACGCACUCGAGCCGGUGAGGCUUCCACUGCAGCGCGUCUUGAUCGCGCGCAGGACACGCUGACCGGAGUCACUGCCAAGCUAUCGCUUCGCUCCGACCAGUCCAAGGCGCCGGCGACCCGCGUUGAUCCAGCCUCUCAUAGGCCUGGUCCGGACUCGGAGAUCUGCACGCCGGAGCCGCAGCGGCGGCCGCUGCCCGCGUUGGCCCCGGUGGCUGCGACAAAGAUGCCCGCGCUCAACAAGGCCGGAGCGUCCGCAGGACCGACUUCCGAUCCGACCUGCAGGAUGCCCGCCGCAGUCAACGACGUCGUCCCUGCCUUACACCGACUUAAGAUUAUGCAAAGGCAGUCCGACGGCCGCAGCGGUGUGCCGUGGGGCACCCAAUUCUUCCUGGCAUCCCUCGUGUCCGAUGGCUGGAUCACAUGGGACAACAUCAACAUUGUCGACGGCAUCGGCGCGCUCCGAUCCGAGUCGAGCCUUGCUUCGAUGCGCCAGUUCUACGACCGUCAAGUGCAGGCCAAGCUGUGGGACGAUGCUGAGCAGAUAUGGCUACCCGCGUGGCAGACCAUUUCGCAGCAAGAGGCCGACACGCACGCCGAGCUCGAUCGCGAGAAUCAGGCUCUCCGUCGGUCCCCGGUUGCCGGCGUGGGAGCGAGCCCGGACCCGAGAGAUGACUGGUUUGGCGGCAAAGUCCACUUUGAAGCGCAGGUGGCGCUGGCGGAGGGGGCCCAGCACAAGGGCUGGAAACCUUCCGCCGUUACGCAGGAUGUCAAGUUCGAAGUUCGCCUCUUGCCCCCUCGGCUCGGUGCCAGCUGCCGCCUGACGAGGCGAUUUGGGAGCGAGCGUUUCAUUCGGCUCAAGGUGGCGCCGUCGCUGCUCAAGUCGCUGCAGCGGUACGACCCGAGCAAGGAGGCCGAGCGCGAUUUCCGCGACUUUCUCCUGCGACCCUUCCACAUCCUCGGCCGCAUCUUCCGCCCCUGCCUGGUCAAGGAGAGCGCCAUCUGGCUGCUGCAGGUCGACGAGAUGUAUCCGUCAUUCUACCCCCUGGAGCUGCGCAGCGUCUUCUCGCUUUACGAUCACCACGGCCCUUGGGAGGAAAACAGCGGCAGCACGCUGGGCAAGUAUCUCCAGAGGAUGCUCCUCGCCAUCUCCAUCUCGACGCCGGCUGUACUCGUCGACGAGAUCGUCUACGAGGAUGACGUCCUGGGCGACGUGUACGAAGGCCGCGGCUCUCGACGCGUCAUGACUGACGGUGCGGCCUCGGCGUCGUACUCGGUGUUCAAGGCAAUGGCCGAUCGGCUCAACUAUCCGACGCUACCGUCGGCAGUCCAGGCCCGCGUCGCCGGCGCCAAGGGCGUCUGGUUCCUUGUCCCCAAUACGGAUCAGCGCUACGAUGCCAACGCACCCCGGGUCAUCCACGUCCGAAGCAGCCAGAACAAGCUCAAGCUGCCCAACUUUGACGACUGCGACCCCUGCCAUAAGGUGAUCGAUCUUCUCACCAACGCCAAGACGACCCUGCCCUCGACGCUGAGCCAGCAGAUCCUCAUGGUCAUGAGUCACGGCGGGGUGCCGAACGAGACCUUUAUGGCGCUGCAGCGCGACCACCUGUCCACCAUCGUCGAACUCUUCGCCAACGUGGACGCCGGCGACGGCGAGGUCUUGAUCAACCUUGCCAAGGAGGUCGACGACUGCGCCGGCGUCGCGAUCGGCCGCGUAAAGCGCUCGAUGGAGAUGUCGGCCCAGCGCGCACACGGCCUCAUCUCUCGCACGGACGACGAUCGCAACGACGCUCGCCGCUCCGACGGGCAGGACAGCUUCUUUUCCCACGACGGCUACCAUCUGUGGUCCAGCCGACCACUGCGCCGGGCAGAGUGCGCCUACGAACUGCUGAUGGCCGGCUUCCGUCCGACCGAAAACCGCUACCUUGCCGACGAGAUCUUCUCCAUCGCCGAUCUGGAGAUGACCCGCGUCCUCAGGAACUUUGCCAUCCCCCUGGAGCGCAGCGCCGAGGCAAUGUGCAUGCCGGACCCGACGGGCGUGCUGGAGGAGGGCGAGAUGCAGUUCCGCUUCAGCAUCGAAGGCGUCGUCGACCCGGACACCAAGUUGCGGAUCCACCACGUGCCCGAGGGCGAUGUCCUUGUGACUCGCCACCCCUGCCUCCUACCCACCGACAUCCAAAAGGUCCGAGCCGUGGUCAGGCCGGAGCUGGCCGUCUUCCAGGACGUCGUCGUCUUUUCGACCAAGGGCAAACGGCCGCUGGCGGACCUGCUGAGCGGCGGAGACUACGACGGCGACCUCGUGCGCUGCUUCUGGGACCCGCGCCUCGUCGAGCCCUUUCGCAACGCACCGGAGCACUUUGCCGACCUCACCCCCAAGCUCAAGGCCAGGUUCGUCGACAACAACGUGGCGGUCGCCGACUUUCUCGAUCGCCACCGGGACAAGCCGACCGGGGAGCGAGACGACGAGCUGACCCAGCUGCUGAUCAAGUCGCUGUUCGCCCGUCAGCUCAAGGGCUUCUACGGCAACAUGCACCUGGUCGCGAGCUACCGGUACGGCUGCGACAGCGCAGAGGCCGUCUCGCUCGCCCACACCUUCAACCAGUGCAUGGACUCGUCCAAGACGGGCCUCGAGCUCAAGGAGGACGUCUACCGGGCCGACUCGAGACGCUUCAACCUCCAGCUGCCCCCUUGGGGCGUCAAGGACGAUGGCCUCGAGGACCUCCGCAAGAGGAAUGCGUUCAUCUACGAUGGCGACCGGCUGCCGACCGUCAAGAGAGCGGCGCGGCUGCCUCCGUGCAUCCUCGACAUCCUGCACGAGCAGGCACAGAAGCACUGCAUCGAGCUCAAGGCACAGCUGCGUCUGCGGCUCAACAUCCUGGAAGGUGCUCGCCUGGACGAGGAUGUCGCGCUUUCGCGGCCGUGGAAAGAGGCCAUGGAGAAGGGCCGCCUCGAGCAACACUUGGUCGACGCCAUCUGCCGGCACGUCGACUUUGUGCUCGAGAGCGUUCGCCUGACCAACCGACAAUUGGCGAGCGAUUACGAGCGGGAGGGCAAGGCUGCCAUCGCCGCCGGCGGGCGCGGCGGCAAGGCCGACGUGAGGCGCAAGCCCAAGCAGCGAAACGCGCGAGGCGCCAAGUCGAUGCAGAGGACCAAGUCGGCGCCCUUUCCUCCUUCGUCGCAGCGGGACGAGAUCGGCGCGAGUGCCGAGCACAGGGGCGGCAGUGGCAAGCUGACGAGGACCCGGUCGGAUGCCGGAACUUUGUUCGAUGAAGCGCUCGAGAGCAGCGACGACGGCUGGGAGGCUCUGCUGCGCGACCCGUCGGCGCUGGCCAAGAUUGAGGAGGUCGAACACGGAGCCCACGCCCGCCUUAGCGCGACGGCCAUCGCCGAGCUCGAGGACGAUGGCGAUGGCGACGACGAGUUUGUCGAUGCGCGAUGCUACCCUCCGCCGUCGUCUUCGUCGACCGAGGCGGGCGAUACGCCCGAGACGUCGAUCCUCUUUCCCUCGACCUCCGCCUCUACCUCCGUUUCGACGCCAUCGACGGCGGCCGUAUCGAGCGGGAGCGCAACAGGCACCCUCAUCUCUUCUUCUGUCUCUUCGCAGCUCGCCCCGGUCCCCGGCCUCGCCGACGGGUCGUCAUCGUCGACGGAGAUCAGCUUUGCCUUCGUCCCUCCAAUGGCGCCACGGGCAUACGACACGAUCGACGAGCUGGUACAGGUCUUCCACGCAUGGCCGCUCGAGCUGCAGGGCUACCUGCGCGGGCUGGACCGCGAAGAGGUGGAGCGGCUGCAGCGGCUCCGCGCCUCGUACGCCUACUCGUGGUGCCUGUCGCGGUACAACUGGUCUCCGCACAAGAUCCGCGACCUCUUUGAGCUCGCAUGGAGGGACUUGCUCGUCCUCAAGGCCAAAGAGACGGGGAGGUCCGUCACCGUCAGAAAGGAGGCGUGGCUGCACUGUAGACUCAAGAAACCCCCGGGUCGUUAG